UUUUGCAUGUUGUGUGGUAAUGUUUUAGCCGACCCGAUGCUGUUCUGUAAAGUCCUGUAUGAGAAACUUAAUACCAAUCUUUUUGCGUGUUGGAGUCCUCGCCUCCGCCCCUCUGUACUGUCAGUCACCUCAGCAGCACCCGGCCGGAAGCGCUGGGAAGCUGUGGGUCUAACAUUUAAGAUUCAACAUUGUAAACGAAUGCAAUACGGAUUUUUGUUUUAUUAUUAAUAUAAAUAUCAUCUACCCAAGUGAACCGUCAAGGAAAGUGCAAAAAAAGAAAAUUGAAACCGAACGUCUUGGAGAAGGAGUGCAGUGAGGGGUGUGCAGGGGCAUGGAAGCCCAUAGGUACUGACAAUCUGGCUGUCUUGUGCGUGUAGCUGAAGAAACCUCCGCUGUUUUAAAACACGCAUUUUCAGUUAUAAGAUUGUCAUUUAAUAUGUCAGUAGAAUAUCGAUAGCAUGGUUAGCAGACGUGAGUCCAGGUAGUUAAAAUUUGUGCAAUACUGUUAAGUUAGUUGUAAGCAGAGAAUAUAGCCAGCUGCCUUUGCUGCAAAAGAAAACUUGUCUGAUUGGGCUAGUGAUUUGUUCGUGCAAGCAAGCAGAGCAGUGUUUAAGAAAAAACAAAACUUUGAUACAGCGGGUUGUGACUGACACUUCAGAUUCAAUACACAUAGCAGUAUUGUUUGGAAGAUAACUGUUAAUAAUAUUGCACAAACGUGUAAGAAAAAUGGCUACGACCAGCAGCAUUUCCUCAUCGAUUGCGAGUAAAACGAAGACAAAGAAGAAGCAUUUUGUGGCACAGAAAGUGAAGCUGUUCCGAGCCAGCGACCCUCUGCUGAGUGUGCUAAUGUGGGGAGUUAACCAUUCGAUCAACGAAUUGAGUCAUGUUCAGAUCCCAGUUAUGUUGAUGCCAGACGACUUCAAAGCCUAUUCGAAGAUAAAGGUGGAUAAUCACCUUUUCAAUAAAGAAAACAUGCCAAGCCACUUUAAGAUGAAGGAAUAUUGUCCAAUGGUCUUCCGAAAUCUCAGAGAAAGAUUUGCAAUUGAUGAUCAGGACUUCCAGAACUCACUCACAAGAAGUUCCCUGUUUACAAAUGACUCACAAGGACGAAGUGGGGCACGCUUUCACACCUCGUGCGACAAGAGAUACGUGGUCAAGACUAUCACAAGUGAAGAUGUGGCGGAGAUGCACAAUAUACUGAAGAAAUACCAUCAGUUUGUUGUAGAAUGCCAUGGAAACACGCUUCUGCCACAGUUCCUGGGCAUGUACCGGUUUACAGUGGACGGAGUUGAGACCUACAUGAUUGUAACAAGAAACGUAUUCAGCCAUCGACUGUCUGUUUACCGGAAAUACGAUCUGAAGGGCUCCACAGUUGCUAGAGAAGCUAGUGACAAAGAAAAGCACCUUUUCCAGGAUGAAUGCACCAAGUUGCGCCAUAGCACUAUGAGCCAUAGGCUGCAAACAGUCAAGAUUGCCACGCGUUUUUACAGCUCCAUCAAAAAUGCCAAAGAACUGCCGACCUACAAGGACAACGACUUCAUCAAUGACGGUCAAAAGAUUUACAUUGAUGAAAACAACAAAAAGAUGUUGCUUGAAAAAUUAAAAAAAGACGUGGAGUUCCUGGCCCAGCUGAAGCUCAUGGACUACAGCCUCCUGGUUGGCAUUCACGACGUAGAGAGGGCGGAGCAGGAGGAGAUGGAGUGCGAGGAGAAUGAGGGCGAGGAGGACGUGGAGAGCGACGGCACCCACCCCAUGGGCACGCCCCCCGACAGUCCGGGAAACACACUGAACAGCAACAGAGCCCUGCCCCCCGGGGAGUUUGACCCAGCUAUUGACGUCUACGCCAUAAAGAGUCAUGACAACGCUCCAAGAAAGGAAGUGUACUUCAUGGCAAUAAUUGAUAUCCUUACACAUUAUGAUGCAAAAAAGAAGGCUGCCCACGCUGCCAAAACUGUCAAACAUGGGGCUGGUGCGGAGAUCUCCACUGUUAACCCAGAGCAGUACUCAAAGCGCUUGUAUGACUUUAUUACCAACAUUCUGACAUAGCCUGUCACCAUGACAAAGAACAGAUACAGGGAGUGGGGACAGGCGGGGCAGCACCAGCGUGGGAAUGAAUGCAGGGACUGGAUGGAGUGUUCGUCUUCCACUCCAAGCAGCAGCAGCAGCAGCAGCAGCAGUUCUGUACUUGUUUACAGUAUAGGGACCCACAUGGGGAAUUAGCUUUAAACUGCUUCCUGAUACACAUAGUGUACUCUUUGCUAUUGCUGAACUUUUUUUUUUUUUUGCAAAUAAAUAAAAUAAAACACUGAUCAGCUUUACUCAGAAAAAAAAAAUAAUCAAUCAAUAUCGGUACUUAUAGAGGUCGAGCAGAAGAUGCUUAAGGGCUGCAUGUUAAUCUUUGAAGAACCCUGGGUGUUGGAAACUGUGGAUCGGUUUAUUGCUUGACCUGAAGGGUGCAUCGCAGUGCUCGUGGAGCUCAUGCCACGGAUGCCGUUCUCUUCCUCUGCACGCUGGCGCUCCUCAUUACUUUCAUUGCAUACCAUAUUCCUCUUAUUCUUCAAGAGGCUACUGCCAUAACACUGCUCUCCAUUUCAAUCUUUGUCCUUGUUUGUUAUUUUAGUUUUUUGUUUUUUGCAAGAUGCAAUAUGUUAAAUGGCUUAUUUGACCCGUGUUUGCGGCUUGCUUCUCAAUUCGGUUGUUUUUUUUAACGGUUAUACUGUUAGAGAUGUGUUCAUAAAACUUACCAAGGACUUUUUUUGUGAUCUAAACCGGGGGUUCACAUAUCCGGUCCUGGGGGUUCAGAAUCUUCUGGGUUUUGGAGGUAUCAUUUAAAGAACUGUUUAACACCUGAAAUGACGUUAAAUUUAGGUUACAGGUGGAACAAAGACAAGAAGGGCUCUGGACCUUACAGACAGGAAUUGUGUCGCCCUGAUUGGAACAGCGGCUGAUCUGUGUCCUUCAUACCCGUGUAGAUGUGUGUGUUUUAGCAAUGUGCUCGAUAUUGAGCAGCUUUCUUUCACACACUGGGGUCUCUAAUGAUUUAACAGCAGCCACCCUAUAAUGUGUAAAGACCACCUUUAGGGGACCUAAUUUCACUCCAUUUGCUUUGUCUUUAAUCGUAAGGGGUCAAUCCUCCCCCCGUGGUGAAUCCAGUUAUUAAUAUAGUCAGGGUGGCCUGUUUAAAUGUCGCUGUAAAGACCAUUCAGAAGGACUCUGCUGUUAUGAAUAAGGUCCUUAUUCUUUAUACUGUAACGAUGUGAUGCAUAGUUUUGGGCAGCAGGUAAGUUUCUUUUGCAAAGCAGGAGUGUAGUUUACCCACAUAGAAAGGUAAAUCCCUACACAGGAUCUGUAUUUUAACAUGUUUUGCAUUCCAUUCAUUAGUUUAGAAAGAAAUGAAUAGUACCAAACAUUUAUUUGUAAUCACUUUAAAUUGAUUCCUACUAUUUAAAAACAAAAGUAACAUUUUUGCAUCAUUAUUAA
Molecule: messenger RNA, 3480 nt
Organism: Polyodon spathula (Mississippi paddlefish)
Lineage: Eukaryota; Metazoa; Chordata; Actinopteri; Acipenseriformes; Polyodontidae
Product: phosphatidylinositol 5-phosphate 4-kinase type-2 alpha-like
Exons: 11
Coding region: 727-2046 (439 amino acids)
Biological process (GO): phosphatidylinositol metabolic process
Molecular function (GO): phosphatidylinositol kinase activity
Source: RefSeq, a predicted model, not a curated record